Trichomycterus rosablanca is the source of this 832-nucleotide messenger RNA. RefSeq names its product tripartite motif-containing protein 16-like. The record is from RefSeq and is a predicted model, not a curated record. Lineage: Eukaryota; Metazoa; Chordata; Actinopteri; Siluriformes; Trichomycteridae. Gene Ontology annotation, molecular function: protein binding. The coding region runs from base 1 to 660 and encodes 219 amino acids. The transcript is spliced from 4 exons.
AUGGUCAGACAGCAGGAGUCGCUGUUGCACUGGCAGGCAGAUCUGUUUCGUGUCUUGUUUGCAGUGAAGGUAGUCCGGAUUACUCCACCUCCUGAACCUGAAACCAGAGAAGAUUUUCUACAAUAUUUCUGUCGGUUCACACUGGAUCCAAACACAGCGCAUCAACACCUCCGUCUCUCUGAGGAGAACAAAGUGGUGACCUGCGGUACAACAGCACAAUCGUAUCCUGAUCAUCCAGAUAGAUUUGAUCGUUACUCUCAGGUUCUGUGUAGAGAGAGUGUGAGUGGACGCUGUUACUGGGAGGUUGAGUGGAGUGGGAAUAAUUGGGUUUAUAUAGCAGUGUCAUAUAAAAGCAUCAGCAGGAAGGGAUUCGGUGAUGAGUCUUUGUUUGGAUGUAAUGAUCAGUCGUGGAGGUUAUUCUUUUCUCCAUCCAGCUUUUCAUUCUGGCACAAUAACAAAGAGAGUGAAAUUCCCAUAAUGCCGAGUUCCUCUAGAAUAGGAGUGUAUGUGGAUCACAGAGCAGGAACUCUGUCCUUCUACAGCGUCUCUGAUACAAUGAAGCUCCUCCACAGAGUUCAGACCACGUUCACUCAGCUCCUCUACCCGGGGUUUUGGGUUUGUCCAGGAUCAACAGUGAAACUGUCAGAUUCAACAAAUUAAACUGUUUGGGUGAUUUUAGAAUCUCAUGUGAGGCAGUGAUACAGAUUUUUUUUAUUUAUUUACCACCAUAUUUCAUCUUUUCUUAAAUAUUUGUCAAUCUGAAUAGAUUCAGAUCUUAAAACUAAAUGAAAGGAUUGUUCUUUAAGUGUGUCAAGAAAUGGCAACGUUACAG